Molecule: messenger RNA, 1742 nt
Organism: Zophobas morio
Lineage: Eukaryota; Metazoa; Arthropoda; Insecta; Coleoptera; Tenebrionidae
Product: juvenile hormone esterase-like
Exons: 8
Coding region: 39-1688 (549 amino acids)
Source: RefSeq, a predicted model, not a curated record
CCGCAGAAACAAUAUUGUUAUUUUCAACAGAGGACACAAUGUGGUUACGGUUAAUGCUUGUUCUCGUGCUUUUAAAUUAUGUGCGUACUUCACAAAAUGUUCAGGUGUCUACACCUAUCGGUGAAAUUUUAGGAACAACUUUAACGACGCGUUUGGGUAAAACUAUUUAUGCCUUCAGAGGAAUUCGUUAUGCGAAACCACCAGUAAACGAACUCCGAUUUAAACCCCCACAACCUGCUGAACCCUGGUCCGGAACCUACAAUGCCACGAGUGAUGGACCGAUGUGCCCACAACCUGGAAUUACCCCCAUUUCAGAGGAUUGCUUAUUUCUCAAUGUUUAUACAACCAAGCUCCCUACUAAAGGGAAUAAUCCCAAACGUCCAAUUAUUAUAUCUUUACAUCCUGGAGGAUUUUAUAGUAGUACUGGUCGUAGCAACUGGGUAGGACCACACUACUUCAUGGAUCAAGAUAUAAUUUUGGUGACCUUAAAUUAUCGCAUAGCUUCGCUGGGUUUCAUUAGUGUUGGUAAAGAGGCGCCUGGAAACAAUGGAUUGAGAGAUCAAGUAAUGGUUAUGAAGUGGGUCCGCAAUAAUAUAGCAUCAUUUGGUGGAGAUCCAAAUUCUGUUACACUCUAUGGGUAUAGUGCAGGUGCUUGGAGUAUCACUCUCCAUAUGGUUUCUCCAAUGUCUCGUGGCCUAUUCCACAAAGCUAUUAUUAGUAGCGGAUCUGCAUUAGGACAUUGGCCAUUGCCCACAAAUCAGUUGGAUUUAGCUAAAAAGCAGGCCAGAAUUGUAGGAUGUCCAGAUACCAAUGCAACAGUAGUAAUAGACUGCCUAAGUAAAACAUCUGCAGAAGAAUUAGGAAACUCCCUUUCUCAAUUAGCCGAAUUUGGUUUCGAUCCGAUACUCAUUUGGUCACCAGUUAUUGAAGAAGAUUUUGGUCAAGAACAAUUUCUUGCUGAUGAUCCAGUUAAACUAAUUAAAAGCGGAAAUUUCGAACAAAUUCCUAUCAUAGCAGGAAUUACUAAAGAUGAGUUUGCUCAAAGAGUUUUUCCUGUGUUAUCCAACGCUACUUUAUUGGAAAAACUCAACAACGAUUUUGAAGCAUACGCACCAAUUAUGUUUAUUUACGAAAGAGGAACUAAUAAAUCAAAAGAAGUCAGUAGAAGUGUACGGCAGUUUUAUUUUGGUAACAAUCCAAUAACUAACGCAUCACUACAAAAUUUAGGAAACGCAUAUUCUGAUUCUAUUGUUGGGUUUCCAGUUAAUAGAGUUGUUGAUUUAAUUUGUGAACACAGUAACAAACCUGUAUAUUAUUACGAAUUUACCUAUCAAGGACGGUAUAGUUUCUUUUAUCUUCCAAACUCCGACGGAACUAUCCCAUAUGGUGUGGCUCAUCAUGAUGACUUAAUUUACUUGUUCUACAUUUCUCCAAUGUUUCCAUUUUUUAAUGCUAGCUUUCCAGAAAGUAAAAUGGUACAGACAUUAUCCUCUCUCUGGGCUAAUUUUGCUACUGCAAGUAAUCCCACUGACUGCGGUCUUAAAAAAAACAUUUACGAAAUCGAAUGGACACCGUAUGACACAACCACAAAAAAGUACCUGGAAAUUGGAGAAAAACUCACUCUUAAAGAAAAAUUGUUCGAGGAUAGAUACUCACUUUGGAGAAAUUUAUAUCCACUUUCUUUUUAGUUAUAGAUUUUCUAAUGUUUGGAUAUAACAAAAUGGCAAAUGUUGAAAAUAAAA